UUCCUCCCUCCUUCUCUCCCUCCAAGACGCAAUCCCAAAAACCCUUCCGAAACCAAUAUUUGGAUCCAAAAAAACGCUCGCUUCAUCCAAUUUUCAAAUUUCUACCCCGCCACACUCUCUUUCCCAUUUUCUUAAAUCUUAACGGCUUUGUCGUCUUCAUCAUCAUCUCUCUCUCUCCUCAAUUCAUCCCUCUCGCUCUCUCUCUCUCUCUCUUCCCUCCAAAAUUUUGAAUUUCCAGAUCCAUGGCUUCUUCCUCAGAUCCUCCUUCUUCCAGACACCACACCUACGACCGUAAACAAAAAUCCCUCGGCCUCUUAUGCACCAAUUUCUUGAGCUUGUACAAUCGAGAUAACGUUCAUUUAGUCGGUCUCGAUGACGCUGCCGCCAGAUUAGGGGUUGAGAGAAGACGGAUCUAUGAUAUUGUCAAUGUUUUGGAGAGCAUUGGGGUUCUUGCAAGAAAGGCCAAGAACCAAUAUACGUGGAAAGGCUUUGGGGCGAUUCCUGUUGCCUUACAGGAGCUCAAGGAAGAGGGUUUAUGGAAGAAUUUCAAUUCACAAGAAGGUGGCAAUGAAGAUAUAAAGAUAUCGGAUGAAGAUGAUGAGGAAGAAUCAUAUUCCCAACCCAAUGGAAGUCAGACUGAAUCAUUAUCGUUAUCCCAAACCAAUGGAAGUCAAACCAAUGGAAGUCAGAGUGACAGUCUGAACCCUAAUUCUUGUUUUCCCAGAUCUUUGAAAAAUGAUAGAAGAGAAAAAUCUUUGGCGCUGCUUACUCAGAAUUUCGUCAAGCUUUUUGUCUGCUCUAAUCUGGAAAUGAUAUCCCUUGACGAUGCUGCGAGGUUGUUGCUUGGAGAUGCAUAUAAUUCAUCAACAAUGAGAACAAAAGUUAGACGCCUUUAUGAUAUUGCAAAUGUGCUAACCUCCAUGAACCUUAUCGAGAAGACGCAUACUACUGAUACACGAAAACCAGCAUUCAGGUGGCUAGGCUUGAAAGGGAAGACAUGGAACGAGGCAUCACUUUACAAUUCAAAUCAAAACGAGUCCAAAAAACGUGCAUUUGGAAACGAUGUCACAAACAUUAGCUUUGCGAGGAAUAGAACUGAUUCGUUCAUUUCUGGAGACUUCAGCCAGAGCUUUAAGAAGCAAAAGACAAUGGAAAAUGAUAGCGGGCUUGGUCAGGAAGAUAAAAAGCAGACUUCAACGAACUAUCAAUUCGGUCCUUUUGCUCCGGCCUUCGUAUCGAAAUCCGGAACUUCUGAGAAUACUAAAGUGAAGCAGGUGCAUGAUUGGGAGAGUCUAGCAUCUGAACAUUCCCCUCAGUAUCAAAAUCAAGCUUUGAAAGAACUUUACUCACACUACAUGGAAGCAUGGAAAUCUUGGUACUCUGAAGUUGCUGGGAAGAGGUCAACACAAGUUUUGUAACUUAUAAAUCCAACAAAAUCAAAUAAAAUAGCUUUUUCCAAAAGAGAUUGUCCACUGUAAGAUGCAUUCUAGAUGAACCAACUUAGAGCUAUAAUUUACGGUUUUUUCUUCUUUCAUGGCCUGAUAUCAGAUUGGGCAAUAUUUGGAAAUUCUAUAUCACACCUGUUUAGUGUUUAGCAUAGAGUUUCAACCCAUCUCUUGUGUUCAGCUGUUAAUUUAAGAAACUCUUAAAUAAUUUAUUUAUAAAGAACAAGGUGGUUCUUUAUUUCAUUUUUCUCAA
Molecule: messenger RNA, 1698 nt
Organism: Lathyrus oleraceus (garden pea)
Lineage: Eukaryota; Viridiplantae; Streptophyta; Magnoliopsida; Fabales; Fabaceae
Product: E2F transcription factor-like E2FE
Exons: 11
Coding region: 243-1418 (391 amino acids)
Biological process (GO): regulation of transcription by RNA polymerase II
Cellular component (GO): RNA polymerase II transcription regulator complex
Molecular function (GO): DNA-binding transcription factor activity, RNA polymerase II-specific; RNA polymerase II cis-regulatory region sequence-specific DNA binding
Source: RefSeq, a predicted model, not a curated record